AUGUUUCCAUCGAUGAUGGUGUCCGUGAUGAUGGUCGUUCGCUGCGGUCCUACGUCGUCUUCCUCCAGGAACAACAACGCGGGGAAGCGCCAGAACGGCGCGGGGGUUGUGCUGCCGCCGAGAAUGCCAAAAGGUCGUCGGAUUUUAUUAGUUAAGACGAAACCACGGCAGCAGCAAAGAGUGCAAUUCUCAAAGUCGUUUUUUGAUUCCCUUUCGGGAGGAGGAGGCGUUUUUGGUGCAAAAACACCACCGCCACCACCGUCAAAGCGUACGACGACGACGAAGGAGCGGGACGAGACAUUCUCGUUGAAAAAGACGAGCACAGACCACGAGGACGACGACGAAUACACGAUGAUCGACCCGCUCUCUCCAUCGUUCCUGGGUUCUUUCCCGAACGAAUGGCAAAACAGCAACGAGAAGUUGCGGUUGGUUUUAAACGCCUUCGAAGGGUGUUCCCGGACGGCGAUGUUGUCGCUCGGACCGAUACAGGCGUGCGUGAGCGCGCAGGCUUUGUUGGUGUUUGUGAGCGAGCAAAAGAAACAGAAUAGAUUGGAGAACUUUUUGAACGAUUUUUGGCAAGGGAAGGUUGCGUUGGCCACGGAGCGAGUGAAGGGGAAGAUGUCCGUGGACCGAGCGUUGUUGGAGAGGCACUUCGACAGAGAACGAACGGAGUACGAAGGAAAAUUGGCCAAUAUGAGAGGAGAAAACGCGGCGGUUAAAAGUCGUGCGGAGAUGACGCGUCGGGAGAUGUUUGAGACGAAAGGGCUGGUGAGGAAAAUGCAAGAGGAUAUUGAAGAGUUCAAGUGUCUCGUGGAGAUACAAAAGGAAGAGAUGGAACAGUUCAAGAAGAACGAGUACGCGUUGAAGUGCAAAACGGAGCAGCAGUUUGAUUCGAUGUACCAAACAUUUACGAAAGAUUUCGUUUUGUUGAGACACGCAAAAAAGCAACAGGCGAAGGCGCAUACGUUUGAAAUCGAACGACGCGACCGAGCGGAGAAGGUCUUAAAGGCGAAGACGGCGCAACAAUUCGAUAAAAUGUACGAAACGCUGGUGAGAGAUAUCGCUAUGAAAGAUCACGAGAUCGCACAGUUGCAAACGCAGUUGAGCGCGUACGAGGAUGAUUUGAAGGAGAAGGAGAAGAUGAUAGAGGGUAUGGAGGUGAAGUUACGCAUGGCAAACGAGGAGAAAUCAAGAAUAGAGCGAGCGUUGAUUAGUGCGAACCAUCAUCACCAAACUGAAAUCCAGGAAUUGAACGUGAUUAUUACCGGUUUGUUGGAUUCGAUUCAAACGCUCGAACGCGAAGCGGCGGAAGAGGAGGUCCGCAAAGAACGCAUUUGGAGCGAAAAGACAGCUGAAAUCGAAAGUUUGAAACAGAAGGUGAUGGACUUACGCAUUGAUCAUUCCGUUGUCGAGCAUAGAAUGGAAUUGGCGCGUCAGCAGUUGGAGAAGGAAUACGAAGAAAAGAAAACGGAAGUUUCCGUGGAAGCGGAUACGAGAAUCGUCAACACCAUCGAAAGAGUCGCUCGUGCGCAGUUUGAGAGAUUACACGAUAUGACCGUGUUGAAGAAUAAGUUUGUCCGAGAUCACGAAAACGAGAUGGAAGCGUUGAAAGCGUCGGUAGAGAUUAAAGAGCGAGAGAUUGUCGAGAAUUCGAAGAAGGCGGAGGAGAAAAUCGAAGCCAUCGCGAGGGAACUCGCCGAGGCGAAAGAUUCAUACGCUCGCGAGUUGAACGUUGUUUCCGAUUUAUCGUCUUCUCGCGCGAUAGAGAUUGAAAAGCUGAAAACUGAAAUAUCAGACGCGAACGAGAAAGAGCGCGAGAUUGUCGAAGAGUUGAAGACGGUGCAAUCGGCGCUUUUUGAGGAGAAGGCAAAAGUUGCACGCGUUGAACAAGGCUCGAGCGAGACGUUGAAGCAAGCCGAAUGGGAUUUCUUCUCGGAGAAUGCCAAAUUAAAACAAGUCGAGCACGAGUUGGAAUUAAAGUUAGAGCACGCAAACUUAGAGAAGCAUCAGAUUGAGAGGGCGUUGUAUUCCUCCGCCGCGCACGAAAACGAGCUUCAAGAGAAAGUCAAGAGCAUGAAAAAUUCAAUCGCGAAAGCGGCGAAAGAGGUGGAAUAUACCGAAGCGAAGCUGGAACAAUCCAACUUAGAGAAGUUUCAGAUUCAAAGAGCACUCAUCACGAGAACGAAAAACGAAGAAGAAUUGCGCGAAGAAGUCGUAAAUAUGAAAAAUUCCGUCGAACAAUGGGCGAAAGCGGUCCAACUGUCCGAGGAGAAAUUGGAGCAAUCCAACCUCGAGAAAUUUCAAAUCGAAAGGGCGCUCAUCACGAGAACAAAGAACGAAGAGGAACUCUCGAAGAACGUGCAAGAUUUGACCGCGCGUCAGGUAUCGUUCGAGACGCAGUUUCGAGCCGCGCGCAGAGCAGCAAAAGCGGAGAGAAACGCGCUGUACGCGCUCGCGAGAAACGAAAACGCGAAAGCGCAUAAACGAAAUUUUGUGACGGAUACGAAAGAUAUAGAGAGCGAGCGUUAUGCGCAAUACGCGCAGAUGCGCGACGACCUGGAAGGUAUGCAAAGAAAAGUGAAACUGGCGCAAACCGCGUGCGAGGCCGAACGCCGUGCGCGCGAAGUCGCAGAGACGGAACGAGAUUCUGCCUUGCUCGAACUGAGCGCGUCCAACGCUCGUCUCGUGGAAGAGCAGCAAAAUGUCGGAAAAGAAGAAGCGUCUUCGUCUUCUUCAACAUCGGGCGAGAGUAGAGAAAGUAGAAUGGAAGCGCUCGUCCGCGAAAACGAAGAAUUAAUUGAACGCGUGAAACUGCUCGAAAUCGUUGCUCUAGACGCUCGAGAGCAAGAAGCUUUGGCAGUUAAUCGAUUGGAAGCGAUUGAAUUGAAAGCUCGAGAGAGACGAAAUCGCGUGUCGAGCGCGAUCGACUCGCACGGCGAGAUAGAGAAGGAAAACAGAGAUUCAAACUCGGGCGCGAGAAGUUCUCAUUAA
Bathycoccus prasinos is the source of this 2991-nucleotide messenger RNA. RefSeq lists its product as hypothetical. The coding region runs from base 1 to 2991 and encodes 996 amino acids. The transcript has a single exon. The record is from RefSeq and is a predicted model, not a curated record. NCBI's taxonomy places the organism in Eukaryota, Viridiplantae, Chlorophyta, Mamiellophyceae, Mamiellales, Bathycoccaceae.